GUGAGACAGACCCCGUUAUUGAAUAUUGAAUUGAAUAGUAGAGAAGAGAUCCUUGCAAAGUGCAAAUGCUUAUGAUAUUGAAUAUUGAAUAUUGAAUAAUAAUCAGUCUGGUCGUAUGGUGCUGCUUAUCAAUUCGUCUUCCAAUCUCAACCGCAUAUACUUUUCUUCUUCAAAAUUUCAUUCUAUUAUUAUAUAACAGAAAGCUGCUGCAAACAAUACAAUUUGAUAGUUAGAUAGAUAGAUAGAUAUAAAUUUUAAUCAUAAAGCUAGAAUAUGGGUACUGUGAUUGACUCCCAUUUUUUAGCCCUCACUGCCAUAAUCACCUUUGCCUAUCAACUUCUGUUUUUCAUCAUCACCGCUCUUCUCAAAUUCGACAAGGUCACUGAUUUUGCCGGAAGUACUAAUUUCGUAAUUAUCGCUGUAUUGACCUUUGUUAUCAAAGGCUCAUGGCAUUUUCGACAGAUAAUCCUCACUCUAUUUGUUGUACUAUGGGGUCUUCGCCUCGCCUUCUUUCUCUUACUCAGGAUUAUACAAUGGGGUGAGGAUAGACGCUUUGAUCAAAUGCGCAACAAUUUGGGUAAAUUGGCCAUCUUCUGGAUAUUUCAGGCUGUCUGGGUCUGGGCCGUCAGUUUACCUGUUACAGUCGUCAAUGCAACCGAUAGAAAUCCUUUUCUACAGUCUGUCGAUUUAAUCGGAUGGCUUAUGUGGGCUGUGGGUUUUAUGAUUGAAGGUACAGCUGAUCAACAAAAACUUAAUUUCAAAAGGUCCCCUGAAAAUAGAGGCAAGUGGUGCAAUGCUGGACUUUGGAAAUACACUCGACAUCCUAACUAUUUUGGUGAGAUAUUACUUUGGUGGGGAAUUUUUGUGGCAUCUACACCUAUACUGGAUAGGGCUGAAUGGCUGGUAAUCAUCGGACCAAUUUUUCUCACACUGUUGCUUCUUUUCAUCAGUGGCAUUCCACUGCUCGAGGAAUCAGCAGAUAAGAAGUUUGGCAAUGUGGAUGGAUAUAGGGUAUACAAACAAAGAACCAGCCCUUUGAUCCCAUUGCCACCAGCAGUCUAUGGAAAGUUACCUACAUGGUUUAAAUCAGUUUUCCUCUUUGAAUUUCCACUCUACAGUCGCAAUUUUCCACCAGAAGAACAGAUCUGGUAUAGAACAAGCAGUGGGAAAAGCGGCGAUGCCAUGAAAAUUGGGUAACACGGUUCUCUUGCACCGCACUGAAGUUAGAGUUGCCAUCAUUGACUGCUGCUGUUAGGAAUGUUCUUUGGGGUUUUUCCAAGGCCUUGUAAUGUUGUUGCAACUUGCAACUUUUCUUGUUUUUAUCCCUUUAAUUUGGUUGUUCUCUUGUCUUUGAUGUAUACGUUGUGUAGGUAACUAAACUAAUGGAUUGUCAUUUAUGUCAUUUUAAUUCUUCUACUGCAAUUAUCAUUUUGGACCUGCAUCGGCAGAUAUGUAA
Messenger RNA from Medicago truncatula (barrel medic), 1456 nucleotides. RefSeq lists its product as uncharacterized. The transcript is spliced from 6 exons. Lineage: Eukaryota; Viridiplantae; Streptophyta; Magnoliopsida; Fabales; Fabaceae. The record is from RefSeq and is a predicted model, not a curated record. The coding region runs from base 274 to 1197 and encodes 307 amino acids. Gene Ontology annotation, cellular component: membrane.